Molecule: messenger RNA, 513 nt
Organism: Nezara viridula (southern green stink bug)
Lineage: Eukaryota; Metazoa; Arthropoda; Insecta; Hemiptera; Pentatomidae
Source: the annotation of a GenBank genome assembly
AUGCCAAUGGGAUGCUACCGAAGGUUCGAACAGCACCUGAUUUACGAGCUGUCUCUCUUAUCCUCCCAUCUCCGUCACGAAGGACCCAUUGCUUCGGGUAACUUCGCCUCAGCUCGGGACUGCUCGGCUCCUCGUGCGAACAGCGGCGCUCAGUGCCCCGACAGAGGGGCCCGCGUUAACAGUCGUCUCUCAGUCGACAUGGUCAUGAAGCAGCAACUGGACGUAGAUAAGGUUAUCAUUCACCUCCUAGAGGUCGGCAAGAAGAAGCAUGACAAGCAGGUGUCGAUUCGGGAUCCAGACUUCCUUUCCUAUGAUACCGAUGAUUCAAAAAAGCCUAUCAUCACCAGAGGAGAAGAGAAAUCCUGGAUCAAGUCUUUAUCUUUGCGUGACAACACUAAAAAAACACGGAAGCCUCCGACCCUACAAUCUCUACCUGCGAUAGAAUUGAGAGAACAUAGGUCAUUGACUCUGAAAAGUAAACAACAGCAACCAACAUUGGAUAGCAAUGGAUGA